AAUCCGUCAACGACCUCACGAGCCGCACGGCCAGCUUCUCAUCUCCCGAGUCGCACGCAUCCGAGCAUCCGCCCCCGCCCUCGCUCGUCCCGCGCCAUCACCGUCAAUAAGGUCCCCCCCCAAAGUCCAGGAGACGAACCGACUUGGAAAACCCGCAACCUCCAUAUUGCAGCUUGUACGCAACUGCCUGUCCAUAACAACGCGGUAGAAACAACGCAGGAAGCGCAAAGAAAGAAAACGGCUUCGCAACCAUGGACCCAGCUUCCGCAAACCACCCCCAGUCCGCUCGUGCCGGCAACGCGCAAGUUGCGUACGACAUCACAACAGUGGGCCACUAUGGCGCCAGUGCAGCUCUUGCCAACUCUGGCUUUGCGCCCGCGGAACUAUACACUGGCACAUGGGCCAAUGUCCACCAGGGACUCCACGGCCAAUACAAGGAUAUCCUCACGACAUACUGGCAACAUACAAUCAACCACCUCGAAUCCGACCAGCAUGACUACAAGCUUCACCAGCUGCCUUUGGCUCGUAUCAAGAAGGUCAUGAAGGCCGACCCAGAAGUCAAGAUGAUCUCAGCCGAGGCCCCCAUCCUGUUCGCCAAGGGCUGCGACAUCUUCAUCACAGAGUUGACCAUGCGCGCUUGGAUCCAUGCCGAGGAAAACAAGCGCCGCACAUUGCAGCGGUCCGACAUUGCCUCGGCCCUGAGCAAGAGCGACAUGUUCGAUUUCCUGAUCGACAUUGUGCCGCGCGAGGAGGCUUCGUCGCAUGCGAAACGUGCCAACCCAGCUGCGCAAGCGCAGAACGCGCACGGCGGCGUCCCUGCAGCCGCCGCCGGCGGACUGCCCGGCCAGCACGGGAUGCCUGGCGGGCCUGGCCACCAGGCGAUGGCGCCAACAGAGUACAACAUGGCCCACGGCAUGGCUCCGGAGCAGGACUACCGCGCGCAGACCAUGUAUGCCAACCAGGCGCCAGGGAACCCUUACGGCCAGCAAGCUCCACAGCCCAUGUAUGGCGAGAUAGACAACAUGUACAACCCCUAUCCCGGAAUGACGCAGCAGCAGUAGGAUGCUGCUGGUCAGCCUACGAAUCGGCAUGAUGGCGAAGAUGCCAAGGAUCCUGGCAUUUUGCCAAAGGAUGAAGAGACGCACUCGUCGUGCUCUGCUCGCGACGACCAAUAAAUCGACAGAAAAGCAGUUAUGUCCGGACCGCACAGAGAUCCAUGAGUUGCUGAUGCUAGCUCACAGGAAUUGUGGUUCCGAUGGCAUUAACCAGCCCCAGGUAAAUUUGUCUUCUGGUCUUGUGGUUCAUUUCAGUUUCCCGCAAGUUGAAAAAGUUGCGCGUGAAAUGUGUUGGAAGUAUGGCGUCUGGGCAGGUUUUUCCGUUUUACAUAGCUGUAUUUUUCUCCUUCCCACUAUUGGAACUUUGAAGAAGCGCUUUGCGCGCAGAGCUCAGGCUUCUUGCUGAAUAUAUGACUUUGAUGGUUCAUGAGCACGGUACACAAAUCUG
This is a messenger RNA of Microdochium trichocladiopsis, 1503 nucleotides long. Its product is annotated as CCAAT-binding factor complex subunit HapE. Gene Ontology annotation, biological process: regulation of DNA-templated transcription. The transcript is spliced from 3 exons. NCBI's taxonomy places the organism in Eukaryota, Fungi, Ascomycota, Sordariomycetes, Xylariales, Microdochiaceae. The record is from RefSeq and is a predicted model, not a curated record. Gene Ontology annotation, molecular function: DNA binding; DNA-binding transcription activator activity, RNA polymerase II-specific; protein heterodimerization activity. Bases 252 to 1061 code for a protein of 269 amino acids. Gene Ontology annotation, cellular component: CCAAT-binding factor complex; nucleus.